Molecule: messenger RNA, 3493 nt
Organism: Apodemus sylvaticus (European woodmouse)
Lineage: Eukaryota; Metazoa; Chordata; Mammalia; Rodentia; Muridae
Gene: Plekha1
Product: pleckstrin homology domain containing A1
Exons: 12
Coding region: 139-1350 (403 amino acids)
Cellular component (GO): cytoplasm; membrane
Molecular function (GO): PDZ domain binding
Source: RefSeq, a predicted model, not a curated record
GCAGCGCGUGCACGCGUGCGCAGUGCGCGGGCGGGCCGUCGUGGGCGCCGCUCCCGGCAGCUGGGUGCCUGAAGGAGCCGGGACCGCGGUGGCGCGGGUACUCCGGGCGGAGGCCGCGUGUAAUGUUCAAGCCCAGAAAUGCCUUAUGUGGAUCGACAGAAUCGCAUCUGUGGUUUUCUAGACAUUGAAGAAAAUGAGAACAGCGGGAAAUUUCUUCGACGGUAUUUCAUCUUGGAUACCAGAGAAGACAGCUUUGUAUGGUACAUGGAUAAUCCACAGAACCUGCCUUCAGGAUCAUCACGGGUUGGAGCCAUUAAACUUACCUACAUUUCAAAGGUUAGCGAUGCAACUAAGUUAAGGCCAAAGGCAGAGUUUUGUUUUGUUAUGAAUGCAGGAAUGAGAAAAUACUUUCUACAAGCUAAUGAUCAGCAGGACUUAGUGGAGUGGGUAAAUGUCUUGAACAAAGCUAUAAAAAUUACAGUACCAAAGCAGUCAGACACACAGCCGGCCUCUGACAACCUGAGUCGCCAAGGUGACUGUGGCAAGAAACAAGUGUCAUACAGAACUGACAUUGUUGGUGGUGUGCCCAUCAUCACACCAACGCAGAAAGAAGAAGUAAACGAAUGUGGUGAGAGUGUUGACAGAAACAAUUUGAAACGGUCACAAAGCCAUCUUCCUUACUUUGCUCCCAAGCCACCUCCAGACAGUGCCGUUAUCAAAGCUGGGUACUGUGUGAAACAAGGAGCUGUGAUGAAAAACUGGAAGAGAAGAUAUUUUCAAUUGGAUGAAAACACAAUAGGCUACUUCAAAUCUGAACUGGAAAAGGAACCUUUGCGGGUAAUACCACUUAAAGAAGUUCAUAAAGUCCAAGAGUGCAAGCAAAGUGACAUAAUGAUGAGGGACAACCUGUUUGAAAUCGUGACGACAUCUCGGACUUUUUAUGUGCAGGCUGAUAGCCCUGAAGAGAUGCACAGCUGGAUUAAAGCAGUCUCUGGCGCCAUCGUAGCACAGCGGGGACCUGGCAGAUCAUCGGCUUCUGAGCAUUCCGGCUGGCCUUCAGAACCCAAAUGCACUGUCCGUCCUGCCGGGGCCGCAGCCGCCUCACAUUCCGCAGCCUCUCGCAGCCGCUCUCUGGUCUCAGGCUGUGCCGUGGAGAAGCGAGGAGUUUACCAAUCUCUUGCCAAGGUCAAGCCAGGGAACUUCAAGAUCCAGACUGUCUCUCCAAGAGAGCCAGCUUCCAAAGUGACUGAACAGGCUCUGCUCAGACCUCAGAGUCAAAAUGGCCCUCAGGGAGAAGAUGGCGAGCCAGUGGACUUAGAUGACGCCAGCCUGCCAGUCAGCGAUGUGUGAGGUGGGAGCAAGUGUGCUGCCUGCGCCACUCACCCUCAGUGUCCUUCCAUGAGGCUUCUCGCCAAAGAUGAGAGAGGGUGAAUGAUCUCAGUGCAUAUGUUAGACUGCCUCUCGGGUGGACUCUGUUAGCUGGCAAACCAAGACUCUAGGGAGUGGCCAGGUUAACAUAAUUUCUUUAAGAAAGGAUGGGAAAAAAGCUGUGUCCAUAUUGACUGUCUGAAGCUUUACAUGUUUGGGUGGUAAAAAUGUGUGUGAUUUUUUUCUUAAUGACUUUGAAAUUUUAAAUAACAAUUUAAAACAUUAAAAUUUCUUAUUAUCUUGGUCAUUUAAACAUGCUAAUAUGACUCCCUAUGAAAUAUUCAAUAUUUACACAUUCUUACUAGCUAACAUUAUCAAGUGGGACAUUCCCAGACAAAAAUUCCUAAACUCAUUGAUGUCUGUGGUGCUGCAGAAUUUUUAUCUCAAUGUGGAGUAUUUAGAAAUUCUAGCCAUUUAUGAUAUUCUGGCUGUCCAGGUGAGUGGAAAAUUUUGCAUAGAUUUGACUAGACUAUUGGUGCAGGUGGCAGUUGAACAGGACGAGCAGAUGAGGGAGACUAGAGGUCAGCUAUAGCUAAGAUUAUUUUUUUGUGAGGAGGGGACUUUUUUUAUUUUUAUUUUGGAGAUUGGAUUUCUUGGUGUAGCCAUGGUUGUCUUGGAACUAGCUCUGAAGACCAGGCUGCCCUUGAACUUACGAUGAUCCUUCUGCCUCUGUUGCCUCCCAAAUUAUAGGGCUGUGUCACCAACUUGCAGUCUGAGACUCUUGUUUUAAAAAGCUCACUAUUUUAUUUUAAGUAAAAUUAUUUGGACAUACGUUUUGGGAAGAACUGAUUUUUUUUUUUUUUAAUCAAAGUUUUGUAAAUAGAUCUUAUUUCUGAAUUUGGAUCAGUGAAAGACCUCAGUUCACAUGCUAAGUCAAAAUGGCCCCCAGUCAUGAACUUGUGGCCUCUCCCUUGUCAUCAAUAGUAACCUAUACUCAAGUGCCUGAGUCUUCUCAUCUCACUUAGGAUUAUACCCCAAAGUCCUACAUGAUUGGCUUUAAAUGUCCGAGUAAAUUAAUUUCAGUAGCAUAGUUUGAUAUGUUAAAUAAGAUAGCAUUUUAUAUCAGAGACACCAGAAUGUUGGUGUUCAACUACUUGUGCAAUAUUUAUGUCUUGAAAACCAGAUCUGAGUAUGCAUUGAACGGUGGGGAUAAAUAGAAGCACCUUUCUGAAGAACCCAGUUUCCGGUGUUGAGUGAUAGACUAGUUUGAGAAAGUACUGUUUUGUGGCAACAUCUUAAGUGUUUGCAUUCCCCAGGCUGCUGCUCUGUGGUAUUUCCAGUCUCAGACGUGUGUUUUGGAGUCAUGGUGUUAGUGUUUUGCCUUUUUAUGUUCUACGACUACUUGUCGGAGGAUGAAAGAUUUGCUACAGUGCUCUAGGGUUAAGAUGUACUGUUUAGUUGCUCAGCACAAGAACGUACCACUCACCUUUUGUAUUCAUAAGCUAAUAUGUUAGUUCUAUGUAGUUUUCUCUUGUGCACCCGCAUUAGGAAACCAUAGGACAACACGUUGAGCAGGUACCACCCUUCUGCCGCAUCCAUCAUCCAGGCUCUCUUACAAGUUCCUUUUUCAUGAACAUACCUAGGGACCCUUGUACAGACUCUGGCAGUGUUGAUGAGCCUGGCACUGUUGCUUUGGUACAGCCUCCACAGUGAGCAUUUAUUUUAUCAUAUUUUGGUAUUGGUAAUUUGAUAUAUUUCAUGGUGGUAAAAUAUUAGCUCUAUUUUGGGACUUUUUAUAGAAUUACAUUUAUUCAAAAGCAUAGGAAUAUGUUCUUGUGAUUAUCAGGAUCUCCUAAUAUUUAUCUCAAUUCUUUUGUAAGCUUGUGGAAAUUAUUUAAUUAUUUUAAAGCAUAUUUUCUUGUAAAUACGUCUUACCGGAAGUGUCAGCAGUUACUUUGAAUACCGUACUAUUUGCUGCAUUUUUUUCUGUGUGUAUAAAGUAUCUCCUUUCAGAACAGGAAUGUGCCUCCUAAUGUUUACUGUUACACUGCUAUCUUUGUAUGUCCAGUUGGUUGAACACUGUUAUGACUUGAGAAUAAACUGCUCAGAAUUCAUUUUCACUCAA